This is a messenger RNA of Macrobrachium nipponense, 8192 nucleotides long. RefSeq names its product protein lines-like (gene lin). Lineage: Eukaryota; Metazoa; Arthropoda; Malacostraca; Decapoda; Palaemonidae. The record is from RefSeq and is a predicted model, not a curated record. Bases 1450 to 3291 code for a protein of 613 amino acids. The transcript has 2 exons.
AGCGUGUGCCGCGAGUUUUGAAUUCUGUCGGGACGACGGAGUCUAUAGCUAAGUAUAUAUCUGCCAGGUAAGUAUGUAUAAAACUUUAUUGUAUCUUAACAAUAUCAUUUUUCUUAGGAUUUUUUUAUGAUGUUCCGGCUUACAACGAUUUUCUGGUUACAACGUGUCUCAAGAACGGAACCCCCGUCGUAACCCGGGGACUCCCUGUAUAAAUUUUAUGUUGUCACAUAACAAUCUCAUGGACUUAUUGAAUUUAGGGAGCAGAUGCAUUGUAGGGAGAUGGGAAGGCAUGAGAAUUCCUAACAUUUCCUAGAAUUGUCUGUCCUGAUCUAACCAGACCUUAUCUUCCUAACCAGGGUGCCAUGCCUUUGUAUGGCCAGGGGCUUUUGCCCCACCCCUGGACCCCUGAGUAACACUGAAUAUCGCUGUCUCCCAAUUCUGUGUACCUGAAUUUAGAUUUAAUACCUGGUGUUUUCAUUGCUGGCUGGAAGUUGCAGAUCAAGAACAUUUCUUUCCAAAAUCAUGAGACAGGAUGAUUUGAAGAUUUUUAAAACUCGUUAGCAUUAAUAAAUGCAAAGCUUUGGAUAAUGAAUCAAAUAUGUCCAAUGACUAAAGCAAACUGGUUUGUAGUGAAAUUCAUUCCAAAAGGGUGUAAUGUUAUCCCAUAUUCAAAUUGGUCUCACCCAUUUAACCUGUAGGUAUUUGAUGAAGAAGCUUAACACACAAUGCUUUGUUGACUGUUCCUCUGAUUUCCUAUGUAUUGGAUGCAAAUAUGAAAGAAUUGGGAUGAUGAUUUGUGUGUUAUCUGUUUAGACCUACAGCACCUUAGACAUCCAUUUCUGGUAAAGAUUUUCCCACUCCCUCAGGUAUGCUUUAUCCUAGCUAAAAUGUCAAUUUCUGCUGCAGUAUCUUUGGCAGAGCAUUUUGUCCCUCCUUUUUUUGGGAAUAAUGGUUCCAUGCUGAGAACAAGCAUGAACUGUAAAUUUCUUCUUUCUUUUUAAAGUGUAUAUCCAUAUUGCUAGUUUUAUCAUCACUAAACAAGUUCAGUUUACCAGUUUUUCUUAUUACUGUACCAGGUAUGUAAUCAUUUUGUGUUUAGUAAAGAUUUCCCAUGGAUUAUUUUUACCCUAAAUGUUGUUUCGUUGUAUGAGAAACUAAAAAUAUUUAAACUUUACAGGAUCAUGGCACCACUUGUCCUACAGCGAAAGUCCAACACAUGGAGAUGAAAGUUGUUCUGAAGAUGAAUGCUGAAUGGAAACAUCAUGACAUACUGCCACCUCCAUUCUACGCUUGCAGACACAGAAUACUGUCAGCCAGGUGACAGUAUUAUAGUACUAGCUGAAACCCUGGUACAUAAUAUUGUGCUAUGGAGGAUUUCUCAGACGUGUCAGUGCGUGUACAUGUCUGCCCAAGAACUCGAGACAGGCAUCGGAAUCAUGCAGGUGUGAAAUGAACAGCAUUGUGAAUCAUGUGAAAAUGGUAGAACCCCAGCAGAAAAGGGUGAAAUUGCCCCCCUCUGGGGAUGACAGUGGGGGGCAGCUGCUGCCAAGAAGGGACUUGGAGGUAAUCCAUGCCCAGUUGAUACGAAAGUGUCUCUGUUCCCUGCAGCUUCCCAACAUCCUUCACACACUGGCUGUCUGUAAUGACUGCUUUUCAUCACACCCAGUGUCACACAUGUUACAGCUUCGGGACGAAACACUUUUGUACAUUAGUAUGCUCACUCUUUUCUUUGAAGUGUCUCUCAGGCAGCAGAGUCGAGGCGUUUUAUGUUCUCGCAUCAGUGAGGUGGUUGCAGCGGGGGCAGAUAAUGAAGGGGCUGUUCUUGACAUUCUUUUUGGCUUCAUGGCCUCGGAAGAUAAGUACGUGAGCUAUUCGUCUUCUCGUGCCCUGUCCUCUCUCUUGCUGAUGUUACGUGGCCGUGCCAGUGAAAUUGUCUUGGAAAAAUUAGUAGACAAUCUUGCCAUGUCUACCAACCUCAUUGAAAUGGGUCAUUCAAUUGAAGUUGUUAGGAGAGUUAUCGAGUGGAAAGAUUUAGACGAGCAUCCGUUGGAAGGAACAGAGCCUGCUGACACAGGACAGCCAGGAGAUUGUGCAAAGAUAACUCUAACCCCAGCUGAUUCACAGGGGGCUAAUGAAGUUAAGUAUGUGGCAACUAAAAAGCUUGAUUGCAAGUGGUUUCUUUUAGUGUCUAGAUUAACGCAGCUAAUAAAUGAAUUUUCUACUGAAAGAGAACAUGUUAUUGUAUCUUUUUUAACACUUUGGGAAUCUUUAAUAUCAGUCAAAGCUAAUCUUUCUGUGACUGAUACAAAGGAAUUUUACUCAGGACUAGAGCGUCUCAUGACUCCUCUCACUCGGCACACGCAUACGAUAGUGUGGCGAAAAGUGCUUGACCUUUAUAACGAGGUCUUGUGUUAUGGGAGUACGCUGGCCCUCCAGGACGUAUUAGCAGAAGAGCCCUGUAACUUGGCUCACCUCCUCAUCCGUGCUGUGAAAGAUAGAAGGUUGUUGGAGUGUGUGCCUUGUGGAGGACCAGCGGAACACAGUACAUUACCAAACCACGGCUCCAAUGCAAUGGAUAUCGGUGCAGGACCAAGUUCCGGAAGUGUUAGUGGAAUUGACCAGAGUGAGCGCACUAUUUUACACAAAGUAGUGUUAGUCAUUUUGAAAGCUAUUGCAGUGACAGUCAAGGAAACUCGAUGCGAUUCUUCUUCAGAAAACUCCUCCAGGUCCGGAGGUUCAGGAUCAGAAGAUGUUGAUAUGGCCAUUAUAGAACGUAGUCUAAGGGAAGUGAUGCGCAAAGUUGAUAGUUUUGUCAAAUCAAAACUUCCAUUCCACCCUGAGGCUCCAAUGGCAGAGUGGAUGGUACGACUCUUUGCUGACCAAGAUGACUGGUUGGUUGAAUCAAUGGUGUGUGGAUUAGACAUCUUCACAGGUCUAGGGAUUCGCAUAAGGCAACAGCCCGAACUUCAUGCUUGUGUCAAUCCACACACAACCUUCUUGGUCUUUUUAGAGACCAUUUAUCUGGAACAUGACGUUCUUUUGGACCUCUUAGUUUCAAACGAGACGUCAUUCCUUCUCUACCUGCUCCGCUACCUCAAAUUUAUUCGCCGCAGUUGGCAAGAAUUUGCCUCCCACUGUGGCCGCCGAUUAGAAGAAGUUAUGACUGUCCUGAUUCGUUUACGUUAUGCCAUCGAUCGGCUUGUGUCCAAAAACCUCUUUCCAUAUAAUAUUAGCCCUGUUCUGAAAUUGUUGCAAAAAUGUGAAGAAUUUUAUGAAGUAAGUGACCCCUAAUUAUUGGAAAGAAUUUGAUCAGAAUUUUUUCUUCUUUAGUUUGUUAUUCUUCUUACUUAAUAAUUUAUUCAUCUUUAUUGUACAGGUAAUUAAAAUGGAUUUUCUUCAGUCUCUAAGUGAGAAAAAAGUAUUCAAUGUUUCUUAGUGUAUUGAACUUUGUUGUCAACACAUCGCCUCUUGAAUUAUUUGACGACAGAUUUGAGUGAACUGAGUUCUCUACAUACAGAACGUAUGAAUGUUACAGGUAUGCAAUUCAUUUAAGAGUAAACAAAAGUUACAACCCUAAUGAGAAAUGGGAAGUACACAAGUUGGUGAAAAUUUAUACUAUGGAUUAUAUUUCUACAUUAUAAUUACUGUGCUGUGAUGUUGAAUUUUAAGGAUCUUUUAAAUGAAGAGCAACUGAUACUUAUGCCUCUAAAAUUUUUCAGUUGAGUAAAUAGGAUCUUUAAAGUUUGAAGGGAAACAUGUUUUUCCUCUAUUUGUUUGGCUACUUUUUUUCUGGAGAUGACGGUCUUUAAGAUCACUGUCCUUCUAUUGUAAAUUUGAGUAAUGACAAACGGUAGUUUAACAAACUUCCAAGUAUUGUGGAAAAUGCUUGGCUAGUGCCAUUAAGGGAAUGUCAUAUACAUUCAGAAUUUCUCUCUCAUUGCUGUUAGCUUUUUAAGUUUUGUUUAAGGAUAUCUUGACUAGACAAUGUUAAAGUAAUUUAAUGUAGUCACACAUUUGCAAAAUGGCAAAAUGCUGGGAAAAAAUUAUCCUUUUCAUGAAGAUGUCACAGUUAUAGUUCUGAUAGUUCCACAUCACAUGCAGUAACUUGGAGCUAUUUUGUCUUUGGAUAUGAAGUAAGGUUUCUCAGAAUUUAUGUAAUUGUUAGUUGCAUUUCGUACAAAAUUACAUUUUAGUUUCAGUAUCUUAAAUGAAAGUUAUGAAGUGAACCAUCUUGAAUUGGGCAGAUUCAAGUAGAAUCUGGAUCCCACAGACUUAUAUGAUCCCAUGAACGUUAAUUGUAAUUAUCACUUUCUGUUUCUUUUUAAUUGUAAAUUAAAACUUGCUAUUGUUCUAUUUGAUGAUUAUGGCUAUCAAUUACUGUACUGGAAAGAGACCACGGAUUCACGUUUGUAGACUCAGGGCUCACCCGAAAGAAUUUUGGUCUUGAAUUAAAAGCUUAAAUUGAAAUGCAGUAAAACUGAUAGAAGUUGGACAGGUGAGUGUGAAGAGACCAAACAGAACAAGUGAUACAAUGAAGGGGACAAAACACCAGGUGUUCAAAGAAAGCCUUUGUAUCUUCUUAAGAAUGGUACCCUUUACCUCAUGAAAGAGUAAGAUAAAUUGACUUGUCUUCCUGCAGUCUUUACAAACCCUUGGGGCCCUAAAGUAUUAUUUUGGUGUUAAAUGCUACUAAAGUACCCUCUUCUAACUAGUUGAUAGAUUUUUUGUCUAGUUUAUUUGUUUGCGAAAGGGAAGGUUGCUAAUUAUGAUGAGAUUUUGCAACUUUUCAGAAAGGGAUUGUUGAUAAUAAGCCAACUUGACUCCAUGAGGUUGAUGAGGUGAAGUUCUCAGUUUUGGUAUUUUGGUUUUCGUUAGUGCUUUUGAAUUUUAAUUAAAACAGGAUUGAAUUUUGCAUAUAAGUCAGGUUUUUAAGCUUGUUUAGUUCAUUGUUAGGAACUUCAGUUGUGGUUGUCACAAAUUUCUGUCUUAUGGAAUUCCAGCAUGAAGUUUUUUAUUCAGUUCAGUCCAUAGAAAGUUUCUAUGUUUUCCAAUACUGUAUGUCACACAUUGGCCGUUUCAGUGAAUAUAGUGGAUCUAGGCUGUAAUGUAAGCACUACAAAGUUUUAACAAGUAUUUUGUAAGACCUUACAUAUUUGUCCUUCUAAAUAGUAAACCAUAUGGGAAAGUCUCUACAGCAGAUUGUGUCUGUGACUGCUAUUGUUGUAAUGCCAGUUUGACUAAAUCAAUCUUUGACAAAACUAGGAUGACAAUUUAUACAGCUUGUGAUGUCAGUUUCCCUGAGGGACAAUACUUUGAUAGUCAUUUCUGUACCUAACUAUGUUUGCUUUAGACAUUAUUAAAAGUGGAUGCUUCAUUAGGGUGUCAAUACUGAAGUAACACACUAAAAAGGUACAAUACUUUGAUUUGAGAUUGGUGAAUUAGUGAUAAAAUAACUGGAGGAAAUUUAUUUUAAUUUGUAGGUGGGUUUGGGUAAGAAAAAGUAGUCAAUCUUCCUAUGACAUGAAUGAUUCUAAUAACACUGACAUUUAUCAGUUCAAAAAAAUGUGCAGGAGUGGAAGGAAAUACACAAGAUUUUAUUCUUAGACUUCCUAAUAUUUCAGAUAUUUUGCUGUGUAGCUAUAAAAGUAUUGGAUUCAGCUUUGAUUAAUGGAACAUAGAUCAAUUUUAUGUUAAUUUUUACUUUGUUGUGUUCUCCCUUUUGUUGUGUUCUCCCUCCACUUCCUUAACCUUUGAGUUAUUGCAACCCCACUUGAAAGCCUUGUAUUCUGUGUAAUAAACAGUAUAAACUCCUAGCAUAUUCAGACUAGUUUGUUAUUGGGAACCUGCAUAUUUUGUGGUUGCACUUGGAUGGUAAUGCAAUUGAAAAAUAAAGUUACAGAAUAGUAUUAGUCAGUAAUACAGUACCAUAGUAUGCAUUUAUGAGGGUCUAGGCAGUAAAUUUGUUCUGGUACCAUUUCUCAUUUGGGUGGAAAAGGUUUAUUGUACAAGACUUGGCUCUUGUUAUGUAGGUCACAAGCCUCAGUGUGCUUUUGGUUGUUUCUUCAGAGAAACCUUUGCAUCUUAUCAUUGACAAAAUGCCAAAAUGAGCAAUUUUGUUCAUUUGGACUCGUUCUCCUGUUGAAUCCUGAUCCUUUUUCUGCAGGACAGUUAAAGAUCACUUGGUGCUCUUUCAUAGUUGUUAACUGUUAAUUUGUAAAGCCAGUUCUAUCUUUGUAGUCUAAGUUUUUUUUAUUGUUAAAUUAUGAUGGAAUACACAUGUUACUUCAUUUGCACUAUUUUUUUAUAUAGAAGUCGGCCUACCUUUUUUCAGUGAAAUGUAUAAAUACUCACUUUAUUUUUACUAUUGCUAUGUAUAUUACCAUAUAUACAUUAUACAUAUGCAUCCUUUUCCUUUCAUUGUCUCCAGUUUUUCUAUUCAGAUUUCCUUAGUUUGCUUUUACAUCAAAUCAUUAUGAUGCACAUUACGUUUUGGUCUUAAUUUGUAAAUCUCUUUACUAGAGUCUCGCAGGAAAUUCCUUUUAAUGCCUGUGCUUGGAUUUUGCAGGAAACCAUUCAUAGGGAUGAAUUCAUGUUUCUUAAAAGACUAAACACUAUCUUGACAUUUUUACAUUUGAACAUACCCCAGGUGAGCAUGGAAAAUUUGAGCCAAUUUUACGUUCAUAAAUUCUGUUUAAGGUUUCUUAGAUGGAUGGGAAAUUUUUUGGGGGGUGGGUGGGUUAUUCUAUCCUCGAAGUAGAAGGGGUAUUUUAUAGUGUACACAAUUUUUGUUUGUUACUCAUGUAAUUUUAAUGUUUUGUAUUUUUGUAUCGAUCAUGAAAAUUAAAAGGGGUGUAUGUAUGAGAAUGUUGAUUAUGUCUGUGCCUGGUAUUUACCGAGACACACGCACUGAACUUGUUUUGAAAUGACUGGGAGAUUUUUGCUGUAACCACAAUGUGUUUUGAACAAUAUCAGGGCAUCUAAGCAGUGACUUUUGCCAGAGUAUUCUGUUUAGGAUGCUCCUCUUUUGUUUUAUUAUUUUUCAUUAUUGCUUACCAGUCAGCUGUGUUGGUAACUACUCAGAAACUACAAAAAUGGUUUUGUUUGUAUAGUGCGAUCCAUUUUUUUUUUUUUUUUUUUCUGAUGGCUGUACUCAAAUGGGAAUGUCAUCAUCGAUUCUGCCAAUUUUUUGUCUUUCAAAAAAUUCUGUAACUAGAUCUAUUCUUUUUCAACUUAGUCUUUUCUUUUCUGAAUCUUUUUCAGUAAGGCUUUUCUUUUCUGAAUCUUUUUCAGUAUUUUCAUUAAUACAGAACAAAUAUUUUUGUAUUUAUUUUAGUAACUAUUUAUUAGAGAGAAUCCAAGCCUCUUUGUAACUUUUAUAAUCGUCAGGUGUAUCACAUCCUGUAGAACUAACUAACUAAAGGCAUGUUCUCAGAAAACAAAGCUCUAGUCUGUAGAUAUGUGCCAUGGAUUGUAGAAAAUUACUGGGUGCAUUAUUUUGCCUUCUGUCAGUGAUUUGUUAAUUUUUGGCAAUUUCUAUAAUUGACUAAUUAAAAAUUUAUGCAUCACUUCAUUUUGGCUGGUGUGACGAAGGAAGGUAAGAUUGCAGAUUCAACUUGAUUACAAAACAAUGCUCCCAGAACUACUAUAGUUGCUUUAGUGUCAGUUUCAAUGAUUGUGCUUACUGGAGUGGUAACAGAAGGGUCUAUAAGGUUGUAGAUACUGUACUAUGAAAUGUGCAAAUUCCAUGCAACAAUGUAAAGAUGAUUUUUUGCAGUGGAGGUUUUCCUGAGAUUUGGAGUUUUAUCAGUUUUUCACUGACGUGCUUAGUAAACAAGCCUUUAAACUUCCCAGAUUAUUAAAAUGAUCGACUUUAGGAAAUUUUUUUCAUGUAAAGAAUUUUCAUAGUUGUUAAUAGAACAAAUCUUGAAGUAUAGGAUAUUUUCACAAUGAUAUAACUGAAACUACUGUUGCCUUUAAACUUUGUAAGUUUUUUAUACACAAAAAAGUGUACCUUAGGGACAGUUUGAAAUAUUUACAAUUCUUGCAUACUAAAACAAUCAAAAUGGUUUUUGUACAAGGAGACUACCUCUAAUUGGUUUUGUUGCACCAUGAGAAAAUAACAUGCCUUUGCUUUGUAAUAUUUGAUAUUGUAUAAUUUUUUAUAGAAUGAAAUUUAAUAAAAAGAACUUUGG